GUAGGCAUCGAAUGAUUAGUGGCGCCUCUACUGGAAAAAUGAACGUACUAAGCAGUAAGUGAUUGGUAACGAGUUGAGUGAGACAAGUGAUUAAAAAAUGGCAUCCGCGACGACGUCGCACAAUGAGGUUUCGCAGGACUUUUCUGUCAACAAACUUAUUCGCGUUGGUUAUUAUGAACUGGAGAAAACUAUUGGCAAGGGAAAUUUCGCUGUUGUUAAAAUGGCUACCCACGUCGUAACGAAAUCUAAGGUGGCUAUUAAAAUAAUUGAUAAAACAAAAUUGAACGAGGAAAAUUUGGCUAAAAUUUUUCGCGAAGUACAUAUAAUGAAACGAUUAAGGCAUCCACAUAUCAUAAGGUUAUAUCAAGUAAUGGAAACAGAAAAGAUGAUAUAUUUAGUCACCGAAUAUGCUCCGGGAGGAGAGAUAUUUGACCAUCUUGUGCGGAAUGGAAGAAUGCCAGAACCAGAAGCAAGAAGAAUAUUUCGUCAAAUUGUUCUUGCUGUUCGUUAUCUCCAUCAACAAAGAGUCGUUCAUCGAGAUCUUAAGGCUGAGAAUUUACUACUUGAUGCAGACAAUAAUAUAAAACUUGCAGACUUUGGAUUUAGUAAUGAAUACACUCCAGGUGUUCCGCUUAGUACCUGGUGUGGAUCACCACCUUAUGCUGCUCCUGAAAUUUUUGAAGGAAAACAGUACGACGGCCCUCGGGCUGAUGUAUGGAGCCUUGGUGUUGUUUUGUAUGUAUUGGUUUGUGGUGCAUUGCCAUUUGAUGGACCUACAAUGCAACUACUACGCUCCGUAGUGAUCUCAGGGAAAUUUAGAAUACCAUUUUUUAUGUCUGCAGAAUGCGAAAAACUGAUUAGACAUAUGUUGGUAGUAGAACCAGAACGACGUUUAAGUAUCUCACAGAUUUUAGCACACUCCUGGAUGGGCGGAGAUGGUGUAACAGAACCUGAACCAGGAGGGUGUAAUUCUGACAAUGUGCCACUACAGCUAAAUCAGUUAGUAAUAGAAAAUAUGUUAAGAUUACCAGGACUUAGUGCAGACACGUUAUUAAAAGCAGUUCAAGGGAAUGCUUUCGAUCAUGUAUCGGCGAUAUAUAAUCUUCUUGUCGAUCGAUUAGAACCAACAAUGCCUAGUUUACCCAGUAUUCAAACUAUACCAGGAGAUUAUGCCCCUGAUGGAGCACAUCAAUUAGAAAAGUAUGGAGAUACAGAAGCAGAAACAGAAGAAAGGAGUGGAAUGCAACUAACGCCUGGCACGCCCUAUCAUACAACAAGAAGACAUACAGUUGGACCUGGCGAUACAGCGCAUCAGCCACCAACACAAUAUCCGUAUAAUUAUAAUCACACAACAGGCGAUCCAGCGCUGCGACUCCUUCCUAUACUACAGUGUAAUAACACUGAUCCUCAGGUGUUACCUCAUACAAAUUUGCCAUUAAACCUUCCUUUAGUCCAACAUCAACCUCCUCAAAAUUUUCAAAUCAAGGAUCAGCAUUUAUUAAAACCACCUCCUGUUAUGGGAGCAACUGGAAGCUUUGGAAGAAGAGCUUCGGAUGGUGGAGCUAAUCUUCAUGUCUUCUAUCAACAGCAUGGCAGUGGUUCUGGUGGUGACGACGGAAAUUGGAGUCAACCAGGCAGUAGAGAACACUUGCAACCUAUUCCAAGUGGAAGUCCAACGCUUGUACCGUGCACGCAGUCAUUGAAUGUAGGAGUCAAUAGCGGAAGUGGUGAUACAAAUGGCAAUAAUAGCGGAAGUGGAAGCGGAGGAAGCGAUAGAAGAAGACGAAGUGGUCUUACCGCCGUCAUGCAAAGACCAGUUAUAAACCCGGAAAUGGUUAUGGAGGUGGAAGCUAGGAUGAAUAGAGCUUACCUUCCAUCACGUCUCUUACCAACUCACCUUAGAGGAUCAACGCUUCCACACCACAGGAAGACUUCUUUGUACCACAGUAGCACUGUAGGCAAUAGAGAUUCGUAUAAGGAACCAAGCACUCAUGUUGCUACAGAAAGAUACUCACCUGUACGAAGAGCGUCGGAGGGUUCGGGUCCAUCUGGACCUGGAAUUCAGGCACUUCAGCAGGAAUAUCAGCAACUGCAAAGGUUAGCGUCUCCAUCGCACAGUCCUGCGAGUAUACCUGGAUCUCCUGUGCACGAAAGAGGGGUAGCAGCAAUCACACAAGGUUUGAGUGGACUAACCACAGCAACAGUGCAGGGUAGUAUCGUGCAUGGUACACCAACACAACCACCAGCAACGCCACUCGAUUUGAGCCCGCUAAGGCACCACAGAUCGCCAGCUACAACACCAGUUAGUUAUUCACCUAGUAAUAGCCCAGCUUUGGAUAUGAUUCAAGAAGAACAUCCUGUAGAAUUACCAAGAGUGCCACCUCAGAUAUCUAUAACAGAUCUCGGAGGACAAGUAACACUUAUCAGUUGUUCACCAUCUCCAUCACCGUCACCUGAUUCACUCGAAGACACGUUACCUCAUUACAAUCCUCUUCCCAGCUUCAUCAUUUCAGAACCGUGUGACCCUUUAAGACCUAGUAUAACACGAGGUAUUGGUAGGCCCCUAAGUACAUCAAUACCUACAGAAGUUGAAGUCACUUUGUCGGAUGAAUCGAGUAGAUUGAAUUCCGAAGCUAUAUUGGGCCGUGUGAAACAAAUUAUAGAUGCGAGAGCCCCGCCAAAGGGGUUUAUUUUCAAUAGAGAAGAAGUGAAAGGUAGCGGGCUUAGUUUAGAAUAUCCGGGUGGUGUUCAAAUCGAACUUAGAGUAUGUGAAUCCGAAGAGAAAGAAGUAAAAGGCAUUAAAAUGCGAAGAAUUAGUGGGGACCAAUUGCAGUACAGUCAACUUUGUCAGCAGCUGAUCUCGUGCAUUACCGUUUGACGACAACCAGCAUAUAAUAUAAUCUCUUAUACGUUACGUUACAUUCCUGGUGCCACACACACCACUCAUUACAGUAUUGCACAUGCAUGCUGCAUACACACGAGCGGUACUUUAAGCAUACCAUUCUUUAUAUUGAUACAUUCAUAUGUGUAACAUUCAGUGUGCUUCACUUUUGAAUGUCGGUUUUUUUUUUUUUUUUUUUAAACAUAUAAAUCGAAGAAGGAAAAUAUUUACGUUUACCUGUGCAUAAUACGAAGUUGGAACACAAAUGUUCUACCAAAAAUUUCUUUUAAAGUCUUGGUAUUAAGACUUUAAUAUCCUUGCACAGGCAAGACGAUGUUCUGCUAUUUUUAAACGAUUUAAGUAUUAACAAAACAGAACGAUUUUCAUGAAAGUUUAAUCGUAAUGUACAUCACACACCAUUCCUUUUUGUAGAAUGUUUGUCUUCGUGUUAGAAGUUCAUAGAUAGUAAAUUCAUAAUUUACUGUUUAAAUCAUGAUUGGGUGCCCUUUGUAGCUGUAGAUAAAGAAAAAGCGUCUUUUGUACUGGAUUAGAUGGCAAGCAUUUUCAUAAUUCAUGUCUUUCUAAUGUAGCGGGGAUGUUUUAUAUGGAAUUUACUAUAUUUAUUCGAUUGCCAUUACAAACAAUUUUAAUUUCAUGAUAUAUAUUCUAUGUUUGUAAAUAUUCCUCCUACAAAGGCCGAAAUCGUUUUUUGUCUUUUUAUGUUGAUCGGAACUGCAAGAUUUGCCUUCUUGUUUCUGGUACAGAUACCACCUUUUUGGGUAAUUUAAUUUUAGUAGCUAGAAAUGUAUACAUAAUCUUUAUAUAGUGCAAACACGUUAUUGUGGUUCAUAAUUCAAAAACUACACAGACUGAGUUACGAUUGUAUAUCUUUCUUUUUUUAAAUCAUAUAUUGCGUUUAUUGCAGUUUAUGAACGAAUGAUAUUUGAUUCAGUAAUUUCAUUAUCAACGAUUUUACAGAUCUUUCAAACCGCAAAGCAUUGGUGUAGGGAAAGUAUAUUUUCCACUUGUUUCGUUUACGAAACAUUUAAUUGUCACAGUUUAAAAAGGAAAGUGUGCAACAUAGCUCUCUUCGUGUAACCAAAGAGUUGAGUUGCUUUUAUAUUAUCGAACAUGAAGGGUAUAACUUUUAUUGUUCAUGUUCUGAAAACAAAAAGAAGAUAUGAGCAUCCAUAGUAAUCGCUAGUUAAUGCAAGACGAAAUUGUAACUAGGCUGGCACAUAUUCUUGUUAUUAUGUUACAAUGAUUAGACAAAAGACAUUAUAUUAGUGUCGCGUACGAAAGAAAUAGAUUUCAUUUACAUAAUGUAAACGAGAUAUUUUUCUAAAUUUGCUUGUUUAUGAAUUAAGCAAAGAAAAAGUUUUUUGCUGAUAGUGCAAGUUACAAUGUACACUUUGCAGAAUACAACUUAUAUACUUAUACUCCAUUGCAUCCAUGCUUUUAUUUUUAAUUUACUUAAGAAAGUAAUACUUCAAUAAUUUAAUUUUCGUUACUUCUACAAACUUAGAUAUUAUAUUUUAUGUAGUAUCUUUGUAAUUGAUUUUCAUAUUUCAAAAUAUUUAUGUAUAGCGUAUUAACUUAAAAAUAAUGCGCGUUUCGAAUAUAAGCUGUAUCCUGCAAGCAGAAUUACAUGGUAUUGUACAUCUAGUACAUUUUUUGUUAAGAGUAUUUCAAUUUCAAUCGUGGGUUAAUUUGAGUCUGCUGGAAGUAAUGAUACUUCUGCACUUAUGUAAAUAACGAAAUUUAAUGUAUAUACAUGAUACGAACUAUUUAGAGAUCUCUGAAAUGUACAUUAUACAGGCUAUUCUAUUUGAGUUAACUAUUUUUAAUACUCUGAUUCAUUGGAUCUUUGUUAAUACGCGAACAUUCUUACGAUAUAUUUUUUAUUAUAAAUUUUCCUAUCAAAAUGUGUACAUAUUGACUAUGUAUCUUAACGAUAUUAUAAUGGUUUAAAGAAACCGAAAAUGCGUUCAUAUUAUUUAAAUCAAAUCGUAAACAAAUUUAAUUUUUUUCUAAUCGUGCGAACAAUUUAUUUGAUUAGUUAGCCAAGUAAGAGUAGCCUUUGAAAAUUAUGUAAUGCCUAAUUUCCAUAAUCUAUGAAACAAAUAAUUAAUCGAUUCAUUGAUUGACGUACAAUUUUAAUAAUUUUUUUACUUUUCAACUUUUAAUUUUUCGAUCCAAAUGGCAAUUCUAAUACAUGUACAUUUUUACAAGGAUCAUAAUGAAUAUAUAUCAUUGAAUAGUGUAAUAUAUAUUAGUAAUUCUUUGAAGAUUAGCGAACUUGCAAUACGAAAACGUUUUUUUAUCAAUACAAAUGGUAUAUUUCAUUAUAGAUCAAGGUACUUCUUUUCUAAAUUAUAUUUUUUAGGUCAUUUAAAAUUUUGUAUUAGACUAUUUCGUGUAUGAAUAAUAAUCAUGUUUCGUAUACGAAAAUCUGGUUUCAGAACUUCUAUAUAAAUUAUGAUAUUAUUUUAUUUUAUUUUAACUGUUCUUUUCAUAACAUAUUCAAAUAUGUAUUUUACGUGAAUAAAUAGUUCUUUGUCGAUGGAAAUUAGGCAAGCGAUGCUAUCGAUUACGCACAAUAGUGCAUACCAAUGGAAAGUGUAGAUCAACAUUAUCCAAGCUAUUGUACAUAAUACAUUAUACAUAAUUAUUUGUUUAGGAUACAUACAGCGUGUAUGUAUGCAGAAACAACCUAUGUACAUUAUAAACAUUUACUAUAUGGAUAGGAUACAGAUAGUAUUUUCUGCUGUCAAUUCUUCAACUAAGACUGUGAUUUUUAAAUAUACUAAUGGCUAGAUAGAUACAAUACAUAUUGAUUGAAUAUGAUAAAAUAUAAAUAAAAGAAAUAUUCAAGAUUUCUGUGUUUUCGUUU
Molecule: messenger RNA, 5774 nt
Organism: Hylaeus volcanicus
Lineage: Eukaryota; Metazoa; Arthropoda; Insecta; Hymenoptera; Colletidae
Product: serine/threonine-protein kinase SIK3-like
Exons: 13
Coding region: 98-2878 (926 amino acids)
Biological process (GO): intracellular signal transduction; microtubule cytoskeleton organization; protein phosphorylation
Cellular component (GO): cytoplasm
Molecular function (GO): ATP binding; protein serine/threonine kinase activity; tau-protein kinase activity
Source: RefSeq, a predicted model, not a curated record